CAGACUUGACAUCUGUGUUUUCCUCAUUUGUCAUAAAUAGUGUUAUAGUAUCAUCCGUAGCAAAUUAUACAACGUGAUUUUGCAGAUAAGAUGUUAAUUUAUAUCCGCUUGUGUAAAAUUUUGUAACGAGAAACGGUCAUUGUAGACGAUAAAGCCUGUAUAAUGGAUAAUACAAUUGAGAGCAUAUAUGAUUCAUACGAAGAACCUUUUAACGAGAUAGGAUAUACACAUCUUGGAACCAUUUCAAUUCAUCAUCAAAACUAUGACGACUUACAACCAACAAGUUCAAAUGAAAACUAUUCAUCUGUCAUUGCUGAUAACAAAUGUCGAAUAAAAUUAUGGAUUGCGUUCACUACAGUUAUUAUAUUAGCAUGUGCAUUUGCAGCUGGACUUACGUACAUGGUAAUACAAUCUCGAUACAAUACAAAAGUUGAUAUUCCUUCAAAAGAAAGCACAAAUAACGGAAAAAAAAGCGAAAAUAACGGAAAUGAAAGCACAGGUUUUCAGAUAUCAGAAAGUUGGACAAAAUGUCCAAAUGACUGGAAGAAAUUCGAAGAUUGGUGUUAUAAAGAGUUUUCAGAAAAGCGAACAUGGUUUCAAGCUCGUGAUUAUUGUCGAAGUAUUGGAACUGAUCUUGUUAGUGUUCAUAAUGAAAAGGAAACCAAUUUCCUUAUCAACAGUUUUACCCGGAAGUUUCUGUGGAUAGGACUCAGCAAUUUCAAAAACAAUGGGAGUUAUAUGUGGAGUGACGGCACGAGUUUAGAUUAUACUUAUUGGGGACGAACUGAACCGAAUGACGUUAAUAAUAACGAAAACUGUGCACACCUUUUUCUUUCAAAGUCUAAAAAGUGGAAUGACAACAGUUGUUUUAUGUCGUUUAGAUUUAUAUGCAAAAGACAAAUUUAUCCAAGAUGUGGAUCUGGUGUGUGGGUAUAUUAUAAGAAUUCUUGUUAUUCAAUAAAUACAGCACUUGCUAAUUUUGUUGAUGCCCGUAAUUCUUGUAAGAAAAAUAAUGCAGAUUUAGUUAUCAUUCGUUCUAAAGAGGAACACAAUUUCAUAAUAAGUCAAACUACUAAGCACUCGUCUGGUGCCGAUUUUUGGAUUGGAUUACAGAGACUUAGUAAUCUGAAAUAUAAAUGGAUAGAUGGUAGUAAUACGAAUUACCUCCCUUGGCUUGAAAAACCAAGAGGAGAUGAUACCUUGUGUAUCAAAUCUUCUUUCGCGCUUGGAACAUGGUUAGGUGAUUAUUGCAAAAAAACAAAUCGUUUUAUUUGUGAAAAACAAAUAAGUUGAAAUACAUAACGUUGACAACCUAAUUAUUCUAGAAAAAAUAUCAAUAGAACGCUGUUCCAGCUAUGAAAUA
Mytilus californianus (California mussel) is the source of this 1363-nucleotide messenger RNA. Its product is annotated as macrophage mannose receptor 1-like. The transcript has a single exon. NCBI's taxonomy places the organism in Eukaryota, Metazoa, Mollusca, Bivalvia, Mytilida, Mytilidae. The record is from RefSeq and is a predicted model, not a curated record. Gene Ontology annotation, molecular function: signaling receptor activity. Bases 163 to 1293 code for a protein of 376 amino acids.